Molecule: messenger RNA, 222 nt
Organism: Schistosoma turkestanicum
Lineage: Eukaryota; Metazoa; Platyhelminthes; Trematoda; Strigeidida; Schistosomatidae
Source: the annotation of a GenBank genome assembly
AUGCUAAAAAUCGCCGCUCUAUUGGAAACCAUUCGGUUGAAGUUCCUAAUAUGCAACUGCUGCGUAGAAAAUUUGAUCGCUUUGCAUUAUCUACACUUGAUUCUCCUAACUAUUUUAACAUAUUUCGAUUUGAUACAAGAUGAAUGGAUUGACAUCUCUCGCGAAAUUUACAGAUUAAUUUUAUCUUGGAAUAAUUCCAUGGUCAAUGGGAGAAUACUUUAA